Seminavis robusta is the source of this 2679-nucleotide messenger RNA. The record is from the annotation of a GenBank genome assembly. NCBI's taxonomy places the organism in Eukaryota, Bacillariophyta, Bacillariophyceae, Naviculales, Naviculaceae.
AUGCCGUUUCAGGGGGCAGGUCGCUUUGGUGGCCGUGGUCGAGGUCGUGGCCGAGGUCGAGGUCGUUCCAGUAGCAAGCCAAAACUGAGCCACAAAGGACCCAAGCAGCCAUACAACGACAAUAACAAGACGCAGAGCCACAAACCAGUUUUCGAACCGCCAGCAGAAAAUAAUAAUCAGUACCAUGUCAACUACUUGGACCCUUUCACGGAUACCACCAACCACCACUGUGAAGAAGAAGAAGAAAAAGUUCCCUUUACGAGCCGUUCUCGCGAGUACUACAGGCGAAGACUCGAAGCAGAAGAAGAACAAGGAAAGUUCCUACAGGACCAAGUGAAGCAGCUUCGGGCAGAAUUGGAGCAAACGUAUGUGAUAUUUGACGGAGAAUUCGAUAAAUGGGCUCAAGAGGAAUCUGGCCGAAGAACAUCGCUUCAGGCCUCUGAUAUUAUUGGCAUUGUCAGCCAAGAAAGACACGACGAGGAGCUGCGACAAUGGCAAGAGGCUGUGAAUGUGCUAGAAAAGCAAGUCGAGUCCAUGAAUCGAUUAUACGACACCCUCGAAACUAAUUGUGUGGAGCUUCGAAAUCAAAACUCUGCCUAUCAACAAACUAUCAACAAACUGGAAACACGAAACCAAACGCUGGAACAAAAUGCCGAGAGCUUGAGAGGAAGGGCCGAAGAGCUUUUUAUCCAAAACAAUGAGCUUCAAAACGAUAUUGUGGAGCUGGAACGUCAGGAUCCUUUUCCAGUCAUUUCCUCCAAACGUGGAAAGAUCCACGAAUCUGGUAGGAUGGCUGCCGAUAGCCACAAGUCGUUGCGGCACAGCGUGGAUGGUCAUGAGGGAUGGGCUCGGACCUCCCAACAUGCCAAGAGCUCCUUCAAAGGGGAUCCAACAAAACAAGGCUCAGGACUUCCUCCCAAGGGGGAUAAUAUGGAUCAAGGGGGGUCCAAGAGUUCGGCUCAAAGCAAACUGCAAAUGGCACCAACAAUGUCCCAUGGAAACGCAAUGGAACGUUCGACGAGCGCUCCUGUUGGGAUUGCCCUGACCCCCAAAAGGAGUGGCUCCAAAGUUAUAUCCAUCUCCAGCAGCGCUCCUAAUAAGAAGAACGGUAUUUCGGUCUCGGUUUCAACUCCUCCAAGUGGGGCUACUGCAAGCCUUGAAAAACCUACUCAACCAAGGCUAUCUGACUCGACGCGGGUUACGGGCAAGAAGACACAUGACGUCGACAGCGGCAUCUCCGUGAUGACUUCCUUUGCCUCCGGGGAAGAAGCAACCAAACUGAUCGGUGAUGAGGGCUCAGUCCAGCCUGUCCACAAGAGACAGCCCAUCUCUGUACGGACAAAGCAAAAGAAUGCUGCCAUGAUGAAAACUGCGGUGGAGGCUCCUGCGUCGAAUGCAACGGACAACGCUCAAAAUGCAGCCUGCGUUGACAUAAUCUCGAAGAGCAGUCAAGGGUUGACGUUGGUGGACUUUCUGUUCCGCCGUAACAAAGACAAAAGAGUUUCAUCACUGUUUCUUUUCUUCCAGCAGACAGAAACCAGAGCACAAGGACGACAAGUGCUGCUCGUACAGCAAGACCUGGUCCAAACAGUGGCAAGGCUGGAAACCCUCAUGAGAAAGCACAAGGCUCUGCAGGGGUACAUUUUGAGCGAACAAAAAAUCAUUGAGCAGUCCGAACAAGCCAUGGACGAUGCAGCUCUGCAGGAAGAUGACAGUCCAGACAGCGAGGGAGGUGACGUUGUUUCCACAAGUUGGCAGAGUGCCCUUGAUAUUGCCGAAGGCAAAAAGGUUGUAGGCAGCUCCCCUGCUCUUGGAGAACGCGACUCCGUUACAACUGGUGAGAGCGACGACGAGGCUGUGCAUGAGCACUCACCGGAAGCUUCAAAGCCGCCAACGAAGCGUGUGCCACACAUCAAGCCUAGCAAGGAGCCUCCAUUGGAUCUACCCAAGAACGAAUCUGACGAAGACUUUGACGGUAUCAUCGCAGAGGCAAUCAGGAAGAACGAAGAGGACACGAAGAAUAUGAAAGAGAACGAAGAGCAGGCGUCUUUGGCCAGACAGAAAGAAUUGGACCGAGAGCGAGAAAAGCAGGAACAGUGGGAGAUUGCCGAGAAGAGAAAGAAGGCAAGGGCGGCAGUCGCGCGGAAUGAAAACAAUAUGAAGGUGGCGGAGGCCGAGAUGAAGACUCUGCAGAAACGAAUUGCUACUUCAAAAGAAGCAAUCGAAACCUAUGCAGAACACAUGAAAGAAUCGGUAGCAACGAUCGCCGAGGAGAACAAAGCCCUGCAGAAGCUCAGGACAAAACUAGUUGCGCUUCUUGAGGCAUGCAAAUUUGAAACAUCCAAUAUGAGCGAUCUCGUGGAAGAAAUUGCUUCGUUUGAUCUCAACUCGUCCCGUGAUGAGUAUGGUCUAUCGCUUCUUUUUGGUUCAGUACUUGCAGGAGAUCUGGGGACACUCUCUUUAUGCCUUCGCCUAGGGGCUGAUCCCAAUGGCAAUGUCAGAGACGUAACGCCUGCAUUGGUUGCAACCUACUUCAAUAUGCGAGACAUGAGAAAAACAAGCUACAAGAGUAUGGAGCAACACUAUCGUUGGAACUUGAAGCAGGCUGGGAUGCAAUUUUGGCAGCAAGAACUGAUGCAGCAUGGCACCUGCACGAUUGGGCGAAAACUUUCAAAAUAG